AUGGCGAAAUGCGACAAUCCUUUGAGCGUCGGAGUUCACGAGAGCCCACUGUUCGGAAACAUGACAGCACAUGAGCUUCUCGUCACCAUAGCCACCGCGAGCUCGAUCGUCGCAAUAUCCCUUUCGCUAUAUCUCGUCUAUCGCCAUGUGACAAACUACACGCAGCCCAAGUUGCAGAAAUUGAUCAUUCGAAUCGUGCUUAUGGUGCCAAUUUAUGCCAUCUGCUGUACCUUGAGCAUUCCAUUCUACAAGGCUAGUGUCUACCUAGGCGCCAUUUACAAGUUCUACGAGUCUCUCGCCAUCGCUUCGUUCUUCUUGCUGCUUUGCCGGUACCUCCAUACCGAUCUGCAUUCAGUAAAAUACGUGCUUCGGCGCAAGACGACAAACACCCCUGAUAGCUCCAAAUACUUCAGCAUCAUAUGGGUCUGCAUCCUCCAGUUUUGCGUCGUCAAGUUCGCCGACGCUCUGACGAAAUGUAUUACCGAAGCUGUCGACGUUUACUGUAAGACGUCCAACUACGCAAACCAUGCUAGGAUAUGGAUCCAAGUUAUUGAGAUCAUCUCCCUCGUCACUGCUAUGAUCUGCCUGCUCCAGUUCUACAAACAAACCAAGCUUGAGCUAGCCGUCCACCGGCCGCUGUUGAAGUUUCUAGCUAUCAAGCUCGUGGUCUUCCUCUUCUACGUACAGAGCUUCAUAUUCAGUCAUCUCACUAGGAAAGGAAGCGAAAUGAGUCCGACCGACAAGAUCUCGUACCCUUCUCUUGCUGUCGGUAUACCGAAAGCUGUGUUGUGCUUUGAGAUGGCACUAGUCUCGAUGCUGCAUCUAUAUGCGUACCCGUACGACGUAUUCCAGACGUACAAAACAGUUGAUAACUCAGAAGAGAGUGGCACCCACGACAAUCAUAUCGGGAACGACCAAGCCAUAGGGCUUUCAUUGCAAGACGACGCAGCCCUGUUGCCAAGGAAGAUGCACUGGACAAAGGCCAUCAUCCAUGUUUUGAGCUUCAAAGAUCUCUGGCGGGCAUUACUGCACUCGUACCGUAGUGUGGUGGAUCACCGUCGAAAGCGAACGGUGGCCCAGCAUACAGCGACGCACAGCGGACAGAGCGUAGAGCCGUUCGUGACGACCAGCCUAGCGGAAGCGUUGGAAAUGAUGAAAAGGCGCAACGAUAACUGA
Alternaria atra is the source of this 1176-nucleotide messenger RNA. RefSeq lists its product as uncharacterized. The transcript is spliced from 7 exons. Bases 1 to 1176 code for a protein of 391 amino acids. NCBI's taxonomy places the organism in Eukaryota, Fungi, Ascomycota, Dothideomycetes, Pleosporales, Pleosporaceae. Gene Ontology annotation, biological process: transport. Gene Ontology annotation, molecular function: transporter activity. The record is from RefSeq and is a predicted model, not a curated record.